This is a messenger RNA of Phyllotreta striolata, 1284 nucleotides long. The record is from the annotation of a GenBank genome assembly. NCBI's taxonomy places the organism in Eukaryota, Metazoa, Arthropoda, Insecta, Coleoptera, Chrysomelidae.
AUGAACGAAAACGCGCCGCAAACGGAUCGCGAACCGACCCAAAUCCACCAAAAUUUAUUACAACGCGUAUUCGAGCACGUUCUGAGCCACAACGAAAUAGAAUUAGACCUCCCGGCCCUCUACAACGUCCUCUUCCAAUGCCUCAAAGUCCGCCGAAACUGCCUCACCCCGCUCCAAUACGACACCAUCCCCUACCUCCUCCUCCACACGCUCAACGACUGGCCGGGCUGGAAGAAGCUCCACCAGCGCCCGCAGAAAGAGGCCAAAGUCUCCUACGAGCACUUCAAGGAGUUCGUGAUAUUCCGGAUAAACUACAUACUGAACUGCGACUACCAGAAGGCCUUGUACUUGCUGGACAAACAACACGACGACGCCAAAGAAUCGACAAUCACCAUCGAUUGCUCGACACAAACUAACCCGAGCCUACGACCGUCCACCGCACCUUUUUACUUGGUAGUAAAAGGCCCCGCCAGGCUGUUGAACACGUUGAUAUUCACCAACAACGAUCGAUCGGCUCGAAAUUCGGUGGUGAUGCAAGAGUACCGAACGCACGCCAACUGGAACCAAGUCCUGCACAUGGAAUGCUUCCUGAAUUUGCCCUUCGUCGAAGUGGAAUUCCAGUCGCCGCAUCUCCACUUCAAAACCACCAACGCCACCGCGUUCGAGCGAUUCGUCACGUUGAAUCUGGCCUCCGUCAGUCCGCCCGACAGCCAUAACAUCGUCGAAGAAAUCAACGUUAUCAAUCGCAGGAUGGAGCGGACGGCUUACACGUUGAGGGCCUUUCGGACUUACUGCGACAAGUACAUCGAUUCGUUGAAACAAAACGAGGUGUAUUUCGCAGUGCAUAUUGCCAUCGAGAUACUGUUGAACAAUUUCGUGGCGGAUAUCGAGAGAAUGAACAAGAACAGUUUGGCUACCAAUACGAGCGUAUUGUUCAAGUUGAGCGAACAAACUUUUUACAGAAACAGGAGCACUAAAACGAGCAAUAACUGCGAAAAUGUAGUGCAUUUUCUGGAAUACGUCACGCCCAAAAUAAGAUUAUCUUUAUACAAAUUCACGGGAAUCGUAAACGGAAAAUUGGCCCCUUUCGAUAAGGAAACCGACCAUUCGAUAACAUACAGGUGUACUCAUUGUAAAAUAACCUACAAACGACUCCACCUGUUACGCAGCCACUUCAAAACGUUCCACGUAGUCGAACAGUCACUAAUUUGCCUGAAAUGCAAAGAAGACCUGGCGUUCGAUGAUUUAAUGCAGAACCGGUGGUUCCACCGAUGCGCCGACUAA